AUGGCUGAGAAAACCCACCAGGCUUAUCCUUUGGCACCAGCAAAUGGUUACACCAGGAGUGAUGGAGAAUCUUUGGUUUCCAAAGAUGAGCUCAAACGCAGGAAGAGAAUCAGAUUGUUUACCUACAUUGGUAUUUUCAUUGUCUUUCAGAUCAUAGUCAUGACAGUUUUUGGUCUCACUGUGAUGAAAGUCAAGACCCCAAAGGUGAGACUGGGUGAGAUCAAUGUCCAAGACUUUAACUCUGUCCCUGCAACACCUUCAUUUGACACAACCUUCACAACACAAAUCAGGGUCAAGAACACGAAUUGGGGUCCAUAUAAGUUUGACGCCAGCACAGUAACAUUCAUGUACCAAGGGGUGGCUGUUGGGCAAGUCACUGUUCCUAAGGGCAAGGCUGGAAUGCGUUCCACCAAGAAGAUGAAUGUGGAAGUGAGUUUGAAUGCUAAUGGAUUGCCAAGCAGUUCGAAUCUUGGCAGUGAAUUGAACAGCGGGGUCUUGACACUGAACAGCCAAGCCAAAUUAUCCGGAAAGGUUGAGUUGAUGCUCAUAAUGAAGAAGAAGAAGUCUUCCACAAUGGACUGCAUGAUAGGUUUCGACCUGUCCACAAAGACUGUCAAAAGUUUACAAUGCAAGUGA
Molecule: messenger RNA, 636 nt
Organism: Fragaria vesca subsp. vesca
Lineage: Eukaryota; Viridiplantae; Streptophyta; Magnoliopsida; Rosales; Rosaceae
Exons: 1
Coding region: 1-636 (211 amino acids)
Source: RefSeq, a predicted model, not a curated record